This is a messenger RNA of Notodromas monacha, 1720 nucleotides long. The record is from the annotation of a GenBank genome assembly. Lineage: Eukaryota; Metazoa; Arthropoda; Ostracoda; Podocopida; Cyprididae.
ACGCCAAUGGAGUUCGGAUCGCAGGCAAGAGGUACAUUUACUUGUCGGGCAGCGACAAUGUGGUUCGCGCCAGGAAGGAGGUUGCUGGCCUGCACUGCGCCAAAACUAGCCAAGCGGUGAUAAUCGCGGUGUACGAGGAGCCGAUCAAGCCGCAACAAGCUGCGUCGGUCGUCGAGUCGCUAGGGGACUACUUGACCAAGUGCGGUUACUAGGAAGGAUUUGUCCGUCUUUUUGCAACGUCGACGUCGUCGUCCCGACUCGACUGUGCGUUUCUCUCUCUCUCUUUCUUUCUUUCCUCAUUCUCCCGUCUUGCUUUCUCUUUGUUUCUUUCUUUUAUCACCACUCGUUCUUCGUCAUCUUCUCCGGACGUCCGCCGACUGAAGCCCCGUCUGUUUUUCUUUGUUUUUUUUGGCUUAUUGCACUACUCGUCUUGAUGAUUUUCUUGAAGAAGAAGCAAAAAUACUGCCGCCGCAUUUACGAGUAUUUCGUGCCGGGCUCUUCUUUUUUCUUGCUCCUGUCUCCGUUUCCUGCUGCAGCGAAAACAUUUGUGUAACAUUACAACGGCGUGUGUCGAACGUUGGCUCAAAAGAAGAAAGAAGAAUGCGGAGGAGAUUCAAAUUUAGGAGGAUCCUUUUUUGUUUCUUGGCUUUGGAUUUUGGACGUGCGUUGAUUCAUUUUUUGCAAUAUGAGAGCGAAAGAAUGAGCGAGCGAGAGAGAGAGAGAAAGGAAAAGAGGUGUGGGGCAAAGUUGAAUUUCUCAUAAGUGUCGUCUCGAGUUCCAACCAACUUGUUUUGAAUUUUAGAGCGAUGAAGAAGAAGACGAGUGUGGGGAUCCCCUUUUUUUAAUAUUUAUUGCUUCGAGCAAAGGUUUUUUUUUUUCUUCCUCUCUGUGUGUGCGUUGCGUUUUUUUUCACAGGCUCGAGCCUAUUGUUGGUCUUUCAGGGACACGCUUGGGAAGGAAGAGAGAGAGAAAAAGUGAGUCUUGUCAUAGAAAAGAGAGGAGGUGGAAACAAUCUGGAAAAGGAAGGCGGCGUUUCUAGUUUGGUUGUCCCUGAAAGGUCGAGCAGGUCACGAUUUUUCCGCUUUUUUGUUUGUUUCGUGGGUGUUUGUGAGUGUGCGUGUGCCAAAAUUGUCUGCUUUGUCUGCUGCAUUUUUUUUUUUUUUUGUUUUCGCUUUGCGCGAAUGAGCGAGACUGACUGACUGCUUGUGUAGGCUCUUUGCAGCCCGGUGUGUGUCAGCCAUUUUUUUGAUUUCCCUGUACCGCGCGAUUUUUCCGUAACCUAGUGAAGAGGGAUUUUUAAUUCUAAGUUGGUAACGUUUUAUUUUUUGUCGAUUUGAUUGAUUGAUUGCCGCGUUCCGAUCGGAGUUGGUUGGGUCUUCCUUUUUAUUUUUCUCGGUUUUUUUUUUCUCUCUCUUUCAUGUGAUCUUCCAGGCAGUCAAAAAGUGUUUCGUCCAAUUUUCUCGCUGUUUUUCGUUUUUUUUUCUAAGUACUGUACUGUCAUGUAUGUGACUGAUGGAGAGGGGAAGAGUUGAGAGAGCAGUAUUUCUCUUGAGUCUGGGUAAACGUUUUCGUUUCUCUUGCUGCAAAAUUCCUUCUGUCGGUGAAAGAGAGCGGGGAGGGAAGUGAACGAUAAUCAAGCUUCGUAAAAGGCAUGAUAAAAGGCUGAGAACAAGUGCGGUGAAAAAUGAAGGGUCAUUUGUUGGCUUGAAAAAAAAAGGAA